UGUUCCUCUCUCUUUCCUGCCAGGUAAAGUGUUCCUCUCUCUCUCUCCAGGUAAAGUGUUCCUCUGCUCCUUCAUUGGCUGCAACGGCUCCUUUCCCAGCAUGCAGCAUCUGAUGGAACAUAUGAGACAACACCACAAACCCAAUACGUACUUCCUGUGUCAGAGUUGUCGGUCCAAGCUGCGCUCCUACCGCGCCCUCCUCAAACACCUCCACACCUGUGCUAAGGUAGCCAAGAGCAAGGCCAAGGCUGGCGAGCAGGCAGAGGUCAAGCCGGACCCUGACCCCGAUGCUGCUGUUCCCAUGGGUACAGACCAGGAGACCCCACAGCAGCAAGAGCCCAUGGAGUCCGAGCCCUCCCACCCUGUCCAUGGGCCUACCGGGUCUGACCAUCUCUCUGCCCAGGCUCCCUACCAGCCCCCAGAGGAUGGAUCUCUCUCGGCCUGGACCUCAACACGGCCCUGCUCCCUGGAGCCUUCUCCCUCCAGGAGGGAGGUGGUGGGGGAUUGUCAGACACCCAGCCCCCAGGCCUCACAGACCAGCGCCCUGACGGAUCCUAUGGCUCCUUCUCACAGUACCUUCAAUCUCCACUGGAAGUUUCUGGACCGGCGCCACAACAGCAGAGGCCCCCCAGGCCCGUCCCUUCGGCUCUACCUUCCUCCCCGCCCCCCCAGACCUCCACCCCGCCCGGCUCCAACGCUCGCUGGAGGAAGAACCAAGACGCUCCGGGGUCUCUAAGACACAGAUGGACCUCUCCUCCUCCAGCCAAUCACAGGUUAACUAGAGAUGGAGCGCAGGUGAGACAUGGAGAAACCACUAAACACACACAACUAGAGAGAGAGAGAGAGACCACUAAACACACACAACUAGAGAGAGAGAGACCACUAAACACACACAACGAGAGAGAGAGAGA
Molecule: messenger RNA, 911 nt
Organism: Oncorhynchus gorbuscha (pink salmon)
Lineage: Eukaryota; Metazoa; Chordata; Actinopteri; Salmoniformes; Salmonidae
Product: zinc finger protein 414-like
Exons: 3
Coding region: 101-736 (211 amino acids)
Source: RefSeq, a predicted model, not a curated record